AUGUACUACAUCAGCAUCGCCAUCACUGCCAUUUAUGGAGUCAUCAUAGUCGUGGGACUAAUCGGUAACAUAACCCUCAUCAAGACAUUGUCUUCCUCUAAAUCCGUGCGGAAUGUCCCCAACCUCUUCAUGUCGAGUCUCGCGUUCGGGGACUUGGUCCUCCUGGUUACUUGCGCGCCGGUGGAUGCCAGUCGGUACCUCGCGGACGAGUGGCUCUUCGGGAGAGUUGGAUGUAAACUCAUACCAUUCAUCCAACUCACCUCCGUCGGAGUGUCUGUUUUUACCCUGACUGCGUUGUCUGCUGAUAGGUACAAGGCAAUCGUGAAGCCCAUGGACAUCCAGGCCUCCAACAGCCCGGCGAGGAUCGUCCUGCGGGCUGCAGUGAUCUGGCUCUUCUCCAUGACCCUGGCUGUCCCCGAGGCUGUCUUCUCAGACCUCCGCUCGUUCAGCAUCCACAGCACCAAUGAGACCUUCAUCACCUGCGCCCCCUAUCCCCACGAUGGUGAACUGCACCCCAAGAUCCACUCCAUGGCCUCCUUCCUCAUCUUCUAUGUCAUUCCUCUGUCGGUUAUAUCAGUCUAUUACCUGUUCAUCGCCAGGAGCCUGAUCAGGAGUGCCUAUAAUAUGCCGGUGGAGGGCAACGUGCACGUCAGAAGACAGAUAGAGUCCAGGAAGCGCCUUGCCAAGACUGUCCUGGUGUUCGUGGGCCUGUUCGCCGUGUGCUGGCUCCCCUGUCACGUGAUCUACCUCAACCGCUCCUACCACUACUCCGAAGUCGACACCUCCAUGGCCCACUUCAUCUUCACCGUGGGAGCCCGCAUCCUGGCCUUCACUAACUCCUGUGUCAACCCCUUCGCCCUCUACCUGCUCAGCAAGAGUUUCCAGAAGCGCUUCAACAAGCAGCUGUGUUGUUGUUGUCGAGCCCUGGUGAAGAGGUCCCAGAGCCAGAGGAACAGGAACAACACACACAUGACGUCCCUCAGGACCACCAACCACUCAGUGGCCAGUCUGAGCUUUAUUCAUGGAAAACACAUCUGUCAGGAGGACAGUGUGUGA
Salvelinus namaycush (lake trout) is the source of this 1056-nucleotide messenger RNA. Its product is annotated as gastrin-releasing peptide receptor-like. Gene Ontology annotation, biological process: G protein-coupled receptor signaling pathway. The record is from RefSeq and is a predicted model, not a curated record. The coding region runs from base 1 to 1056 and encodes 351 amino acids. The transcript has 3 exons. Lineage: Eukaryota; Metazoa; Chordata; Actinopteri; Salmoniformes; Salmonidae. Gene Ontology annotation, cellular component: membrane. Gene Ontology annotation, molecular function: G protein-coupled peptide receptor activity.